Erinaceus europaeus (western European hedgehog) is the source of this 3042-nucleotide messenger RNA. Its product is annotated as oocyte zinc finger protein XlCOF6-like. The transcript has 7 exons. Gene Ontology annotation, cellular component: nucleus. Bases 179 to 2767 code for a protein of 862 amino acids. The record is from RefSeq and is a predicted model, not a curated record. Gene Ontology annotation, molecular function: RNA polymerase II cis-regulatory region sequence-specific DNA binding; DNA-binding transcription activator activity, RNA polymerase II-specific. NCBI's taxonomy places the organism in Eukaryota, Metazoa, Chordata, Mammalia, Eulipotyphla, Erinaceidae. Gene Ontology annotation, biological process: regulation of transcription by RNA polymerase II.
GCCAUCUUGCGCCCACUUUUCUCGUUUUUCCCCGCAGGCCGUGUCCCGCGGCGCAGAGCGAGCUGCGGGGUUCUCAGUGGAGAGCUCUGGCCAGGACCCAGGAGCAGCCCCCCAGCACCCUCCCAGCUGUGCCCCCCCUGCCAGAGUCCCGAGUGGCAGCAGCCUCCCACCCCAGACCAUGGAGGCGUCUCUGGGGACGGUUUCUUUCGAGGACGUGACGGUGACCUUCUCCCGGGAGGAGUGGCAGCUCCUGAGCGCCGCCCAGAGGACCCUGUACCGGACGGUCAUGCUGGACACCUACAGCAGCCUGGCGGCCCUGGGGCACUGCGUGGCCAAGCCCGGGGUGAUCAUCAAGCUGGAGCAAGGAGCAGAGCCGUGGAUGGGGGCAGAAGCUCCCCACCGGAGCCUCUCAGGGCACUGCGCGGCCAAGCCCAGGGUGGCCGUCAAGAUGGAGCAAGGAGCAGAGCCGUGGACGGGGGCAGAAGCUCCCCCCCGGAGCCUCUCAGGGCACUGUGUGGCCAAGCCCGGGGUGACCGUCAAGCUGGAGCAAGGAGCAGAGCCGUGGACGGGAACACAAGCUCCCCCCCGGAGCCUCGCAGACCCCUGCGGACCGAGGGAAGGACACAGAGCCCAUCCCCAGAACGCCGAUGCCCCUUUCAAGCAGGAAACUGACGCUCGGUGGGACGAGUGGGGGCAGCCGGCUCUGGAGAAACCCGCGCCCGGGAAUCUCCACCGCGAUGGGGACGAGGAAGCCCCCCCGGCCGGCCCCCGCGGGUCCCCGCUCCCCCGCCAACCACCCGCCGCCCCGCGCCCCAGGCCGCAGAGACCCUCGCAGACGCUCCGGUGUCACGUCUGCGGCGACACCUUCGCCAACCUGUCGGCUUUCCGAGAUCACCGGAAAACCCACAAAUCCCACGGUCAGAAACACUCGGCCCAGAAGACCCAGCCCAGCUUACCCCUCCGGAGCCCCUGGGAGUCGUACAUCGGCUGGGAAAACUCGGACUGCAGCGAGGACGAGGGGCCGCCGGAACCGGAAGACAUGGGGCUGGAACCGGAAGCGUCGGGCCCCUGGGGCGACACUCUUCCGGCCGCCUUCCCGUCCUGCCGGAAGUCGCCCGUCCCGGAGGAAAUCAAGAUCAACAUGGGGAAGCCUCGCCACCAGUGUCCCGAGUGCCCGAAGACCUUCAGCUGGAAGACGCACCUCAGGGAGCAUCUGAAAAGCCACGCGGGCCAGGAGCCCUACAAGUGCCACGAGUGCCCGCAGGCCUUCCGCCGGAAGCUGCAGCUCCGGGAGCACCUACGGGCGGCCCACAGGGUGGUGGAACCCUACGAGUGUCUGUCGUGCCCCCGCACCUUCGCCCUCAAGGCCGACCUCAAGAGCCACCAGCUGGUGCACACGGGCGAGAAACCCCACAAGUGCAAAGAGUGUCACAAGACCUUCUCGUGGCUGGGGACCCUGCGCAGUCACCUCAAGACCCACCGGGGCGACCGCACGUACGAGUGCCCGCAGUGCUACAGGGUCUUCUACCAGAAGUCCAACCUGGUGACCCACCUGAAGACCCACACGGGCGAGAAGCCCUACGAGUGCCCGCAGUGCCACAAGAUCUUCUACCAGCGGUCGCACCUGGCGACCCACCUCAAGAUCCACAGCGGCGAGCGGCCCUACGCGUGUGACGAGUGUCACAAGACCUUCCACUGCAAGUCGGGCCUCAAGAGCCACCUGACCACCCACCGGAGCGAGCGGCCCUACGAGUGCGCCGAGUGCCCCAAGACCUUCCGCUGGAAGUCCAGCCUGAGGGAGCACCUCAAGACCCACACCGGCGAGCGGCCCUUCGAGUGCGCCGAGUGCCACAAGACCUUCUGCUGGAACUCCAGCCUCAAGCUGCACAUGGCCGGCCACGCGGCCGACGGCCCCUUGGAAUGCCGGGAGUGCCACAAGACCUUCAAGCAGAAGUCCAGCCUGGACCUGCACCUGCUGUCACACACGGGCCACCGGCCCUUCCGGUGCGGCGAGUGCGACAAGAGCUUCUACCUGCGCUCGGCCUUCCAGAGACACCUGCGCAUCCACACGGGCGAGCGGCCCUACCAGUGUCCCGACUGCCCCAAGACCUUCUCGUGGAAGUCGGGGCUGCAGAACCACCGCAAGACCCACACCGGCGAGCGGCCCUUCGAGUGCCAGCUGUGCCCCAAGACCUUCUCGCUGAAGUUCGCCCUCCGCAACCACCAGCAGACGCACGCCAGCGAGAGGCCCCACGCCUGCCCGGAGUGUCCCAAGACCUUCUUCCAGAAGGCCAGCCUGCGCCUCCAUCUGAAGAUACACUCGGGCGAGAGGCCCUUCCGCUGCGACGAGUGCCAGCGGGCCUUCUACCUCAAGUCGGACCUGAAACUCCACCAGAAGACCCACUCGGGGGAGAAGCCCUACAAGUGCGAGCACUGUCACAAGGGCUUCCUGCGGCCCUCCACCCUCAAGGACCAUCUGGUCACCCACACGGGCGAGAAGCCCCACGCCUGCUCCGACUGCCACAAGGCCUUCGCCCACAAGUCGAGCCUCAUGGCCCAUCUCAAGGCCCACACGGGCGAGAGGCCCUUCCGCUGCGUGCAGUGCGACAAGACCUUCCGCCAGAGGAACGCCCUCAACGUCCACUUGAAGAUCCACACAGGCGAGAAGCCCUACCAGUGUCAGCACUGUGCCCGACGCUUCACGCACAAGUCCAGCCUCAGGUUCCACACCAAGUCCCACGAGCGGGAGGCCUUCUGUACGCGGUGACGUCAGUCACCAGCGUGGGCAGCUGACCCACCGAGCGACCGACGGAUGACAGCGUUGGGCUCAGAUCAUGGUAGGCUCGGUCACGAGGGACACCAAAAACAUCCCGCGUGGUCCCAGGCUUGGCACAGGGCGGAGAGAGCAGUGGACUCUCGGGCAGAAGGUCCUCAGUUCGAUCCCCGGCAGCUCAUGGGCCCGAGUGAUGUCUGCUGUUGUCUUUCCUCCUGUCUUCUGUCUCAUGGAUAAAUAAAACAUUUUUUAAAAGAUGGAGAAAAAGC